Molecule: messenger RNA, 1050 nt
Organism: Colletotrichum costaricense
Lineage: Eukaryota; Fungi; Ascomycota; Sordariomycetes; Glomerellales; Glomerellaceae
Exons: 1
Coding region: 1-1050 (349 amino acids)
Cellular component (GO): extracellular region
Source: RefSeq, a predicted model, not a curated record
AUGGUUACCAUGCGCCUGACCCUUGCUCUCUUCGCCCAGGCGGCCAUCAUUACUGCCGUACCUCUCCAGCCUAUCCGAAUCAUCCAGAUCGAGGAGAGAGCUGCAGGUGAUCUUGACACCAUUGAGCGUGCUCUGGCUCCCGUCUCCGAAUCACUUGCCAACGUCGAUGCUGCAGUCCUCUCUUUGGAUGGAGGCCCAGUCACGGCAAACAACCUCCUCAUCUUCUCUCAGCAAGCCCAGGUGGCUACCGACCAGGCCACAGUCGACAUACAGUCUGCUGGUGACCUCAGUGCCUUCAGAGCUGCCAGGCUUCGCCGCACUACCGACGCUCUCAUCGAUCAGACGACUGUCACUGUGAACGACCUAGUCUCCCGCAAGCCUGUUCUUGACAACCUUGGCGUCAGUGGUGUUGCAUUGGAGUCCCUCCAGAGGCAGAAGAUUUCCAGCAUGGCAUUGACGGCUGCGCUUGAGGAAAAGGUUCCCAGAGUCGGGCAGAGAAUCGCAGCUGAGGGCAGGGCUCAGAUCGAGUCCGUGAUGGAUCAGGCAAUCGCAAUCUACUCUGAGCCCGCCGUCGCUGCUGUCCCGGCUGUUGCUCCUCCUCCUGCUACGCCUGCCAACCCCAACGCCAUCCCUAUCGCAGUUCCUCCUGCUGCUGCUCCUCCUGCCGCUGCUGUUCCUGCACCCCCGGCCGCUGUCCCUGCUCCUCCUGCAGCUGCUCCGGCCCCUCCUGCUGCCGCUCCAGCGUGGCCCGAUCAAGCUCCUCAACCUCCUGCCGCCGCUGUCCCGGCUGCUGACCCCAACGGUGCUGUUCCUCAGGCUGGAACUCCUGCUCCUGUUGCGGCUCCUCAGCCGGCGCCCGCAGUCGCUGCUCCUCCCGCUGUUGCCCCCGCUCCUGCUCCUGCGGUCCCCGUCGCUACAGUUCCCCUGGUAGCCCCCGUCCCGCCUCCCCAGAUCACACCUGUUUCCGGCCGCAAGGCCCUCAAGGACAAGAAGAAGAAGGCGUCAAGAAUCAACGCGGUUGAGGUCGAGGGCGAGACUGCUGAGCAGUAA